This is a messenger RNA of Venustampulla echinocandica, 747 nucleotides long. RefSeq lists its product as uncharacterized. NCBI's taxonomy places the organism in Eukaryota, Fungi, Ascomycota, Leotiomycetes, Helotiales, Pleuroascaceae. Bases 1 to 747 code for a protein of 248 amino acids. The transcript has 2 exons. The record is from RefSeq and is a predicted model, not a curated record.
AUGACCCCGCGGGAGAAGAUACCGAGUAAAUUUACCCCUCCAUCCCCACCCACACUUGUCCUCACCUCAGCUGCGAAAUACUUCGUUGACACACGCAUCUACCUCCCAACCUCACCCUCGGAGGCUUGCCUCCCAACGUCCGUGCAAUUACCAGAUUCAAGACUAGAAUGGGGGUUUGCCGGGACAGCGAAAAGCACAGCCGCUAUAUACAACCCAGAUACAGCGGAACUUGAGAAAGCUGCGCAUACGGAAUGGACACAUUGGGUUGAUAACAAGACGACGGAGGAGGUAAGAGAUGAGGGAUAUAUGUACCCCAAAGACGACGGUAGUGAUGAGGUUCUUGAGCUGGGGGAGAUGGUCAACCCUGCUAGGGGGCAGGUCGAGAAGUAUGAAGAGUGUUGGGUUGAUUUGGAUUCUGUGAUGAUCCCCGGCGACCAGCAGUUUCUCAGCUGGGUGUUGAGAACUGUUGAGAGGGGUAGUGACGAAGGCGAGGUUGUUAAGGGGAUGAUCAUGAAGGUUGGGCAGUAUGUACAAGGUGUGCUAAGGAAGGGUGAGGAGUUUGGUGUGAGGAGAUGGAAUUGGGGAGUUGAAAAUGAUGUGAGUGGAUGGCGGAGUACUGCCAGGAUUGGACAGUUGGAUUUCCCUAUUGGUGAGGAUAAUUUGGGUAUGAAGAUGCUUCCUGGAAUUAAGAUCAAGGGAGCUGAUGGAAUAGAAUGGGAAUGUGUUGAAGUCUUUAACUGGAGUUGA